AAGAGGCAUCAGCUGUUUAAACCGGCAGUCAAAAUCAGAGAAGCGUGCAGCAACAAGCUUGCACUUGCUAGAAGCUAAGUGGAAGCUCUGGCUUCGUAUUCGUUCAUUGUGAUAUAGAUUAAGUGUUAGAAUUUUUAAAUUUUAUUCAAAAAAAUGGAAGUUCUUCCGGUUCAGAACGGCGUCGCCCAUUCGGAAUACCAAAAUCCAAACAGUAAGUACCAAAACCGCCGUUUGCGGUGCCAACGUCCUCCAACGCCGCAAAGAGCACUGGAAGCUCUGGCAGCAAACCCCAAAACAAUUUCUACAAUCAAACAACCUCUUCCAGAAUGGUAUUACGACCCAAGGCCGCAUCUGAUCGAACCAUCGAACUCAGCCGCUCACUUCCUAGCCAAGAUGCUCGAACAAGAGAUCCGUUCGGCGAAGAAAACGCACCUUUCCGCAGGCGAAGUCCUGCUGCCAACCGGGCUGCUUCACAGAGUGUCCGAAGAUGUGCUGGAAGUGGCGGAGUCCGAGUGCUACGGAGUGAGAGGAAUGACGCUUCAUCUUCUCUAUGAGGGUGAGGAGGAUUGCCGAAGGAUGAGCUGCCUCAAGUUAGACCCUUCGACUCCGUCGACUUUCGAAGUUUACUUGACUUUCAAGCAGGCCAACGCCGGCUGGGGCUUCCUACCUCAAUUCAUCAAAAAAAUAACCAGGGGUAGUACCGUUAUACUCAGCACCGACUACGAGAUCACGAAGAAGAAGUUGUAUCGUCCAGUGUUGCGUGAGUGAGUAAAAGCCGAAACGAUCCCAUGAUUUCACCAGAGACUGAAACAAUUUUUCACAUAACCCUACGUACUGUUUUUUUCUAUUUUUAUAGUGGUAUAAAAGAUAUGGAAGAAAUCGUCUAAAAAGCGCAGCGUGAUCUAGAUUUAGUUUUUUUAUUUUGCUAAUGUUGAUAUAAAAAGGCUGUUUUUUUUUAAUAACUAAGGUCUCAUCAUUAAAUCGCUUUUCGACACCCAGAGUACAAAGAGAAUUUCAUCAAAAAAUCAUCGAUAAACCAAAAAAAAAAACUAAUGAAAAACAGCCUUUAUUUUUUAACAGUAUUCGACUUUUUCAAAAGCUCCUUUUGAAAAAGAGUUCAUUUCGAACGAUGAACCUUAGGUUCAAAGGAUUCUAUCGAAUCCGUGAUUUUCUUUCGUGAUAUAAUUAUGUAUUAUAGUAAUGCAAAUGAUAUGAAUAUGUACCUGCGUACUUAAAAAAGAUAUCGUCUUUCAAGUAUUUAAUUUCCGUAAAUUCAUGAAAUUGAUCAAGCGAUGAUUUGCGCACUCUUUUAUUUCAGUCAUUUUAUCAUUAAAUUUUGACCAAUUUCAACAAAUUAUCCAGAAAAAUCAUCAAGUAAUUUAUAUUUAUGUGAUAUCGUAGAAAUUAGGAGAGUAUAAUGUAGGAACGACGAUUCAUAAUGUAUCAGUGAAUUGUGAAAAUCUGCAAAAAUCCGAAAAAAACUACAAAAAAAGCACACACGAUGUACAAACGCAAUUCGUGUGUGCGAAAACUGAUUAAUAAAAUGUGAGGCUCUAUAAUAUCUAUUUAGCAAGUAAGGUUACGUUUAUAAGUUUUAUAUUUGACUAGAUUAUAGACUCUAUUUGAUGGCUAUGUGUGAUAUAUUCAAUAAUUGUGCAGAUUGAUAACUGCGCCACUAUCUCAUGCUUUCAUAGACUGUAUGGACAGUAAUAAAACACUUUUUUUAA
Molecule: messenger RNA, 1727 nt
Organism: Dendroctonus ponderosae (mountain pine beetle)
Lineage: Eukaryota; Metazoa; Arthropoda; Insecta; Coleoptera; Curculionidae
Product: protein charybde
Exons: 2
Coding region: 154-768 (204 amino acids)
Biological process (GO): regulation of TOR signaling; apoptotic process; negative regulation of signal transduction
Cellular component (GO): cytoplasm
Source: RefSeq, a predicted model, not a curated record